Chironomus riparius is the source of this 1168-nucleotide messenger RNA. NCBI's taxonomy places the organism in Eukaryota, Metazoa, Arthropoda, Insecta, Diptera, Chironomidae. The record is from the annotation of a GenBank genome assembly.
AUGAGUGGAAAUGAACUCUGUCGUCUUUGCUUAAAAGAUCUAAAUCAAAAUGAAAAAUUCCAUGAAAUAACUGAAGAAAUAAGAGAAGAAUUCACAAAUGUGACUCAAAUGGAACUAAUACUGACAGAAUCUCAUUCAAAUACUAUCUGUGAAUUAUGCCUGCGAUCAUUACUUUUAGCUAGUGCUGUGAAAUUACAGUUCAUUGAGAAUCAACAGAAGUUUUACAGAGAAAAUGAUUUUGAAGAAAUGAUUCAUUUGGAACCCGACAUAAACGUUUCAACUGGAUUUGAUUCAUCAAUAAAUUUUGUAAAUGUAAUGACAAUAAAACAGGAACCAGAAGAUCCAGUAAAUGAAAAGAAGACCAAGAAUUCGCAAAAAAAGAAUGAGAAAUCAAUGUUAAAGAUCCAAAAUGUCAAGUCAAUGCAAAAGCUAGAAUGUGAUAUAUGCAAUAAAUUUUAUAGCAGUCAAAAGACUUUAAAGGAACAUCAGAUGUUACAUUUUAGAAAAUUAUCACCAGAAUUCAAAUGUGAGGUCUGCGGCAAGACUUUCAUGAGAAUGAAGACAUUAAGACGACACAAACUUUUACAUGAUCCAUCAUUUGCAAAAGUAGCUGUUUCAUGUCCAAUAUGCGACAGAAGAUUCCAAAGUAAGCCAGGACUGCAUGCACACAUGAUGCAGCAUAAAGAACCGAGAUUUAGCUGUGAUUUAUGUGAUAAACCUUUCUUUAAGAAAUUUGGUUUACAAUAUCAUAUGGAAACAUUUCAUCUUAAAGAGCGGAACUUUGAAUGUCCACAUUGCAAUAAAACCUACAUCAAGGACUCACAUCUUACUUUACAUAUUCAGGUUGAACAUGAAAAUAAGAAAUUUUAUUGUGGACUGUGUAGGCAAGAUUUUAGAAGAAAAGGAAACUGUCGAGAACAUAUUUUAAUGUUACAUCCUGAAACAAACCCUAAACUUGUCGAGAGCAUAAUAAAAGAUGAACUUAAGGUGAUCAGAAACAGACUAAAUAUUUGUAUGAAGGGGACUAGCAAGUUUACACAUUCUCAACAAUUUCCAAGAAAGUCAUCAUAUCUGUUCCUUUAUACGAGCAAUUAAUGAUCAUAUUAGUGAUCAAAUAAAAAAAUUUGUACUUUACCUUACUUUUAACGACCUGAUUUAUGCCUUUUAA